This is a messenger RNA of Xiphophorus couchianus (Monterrey platyfish), 3842 nucleotides long. RefSeq names its product sodium- and chloride-dependent GABA transporter 2-like. Gene Ontology annotation, cellular component: plasma membrane; cell projection. Gene Ontology annotation, biological process: sodium ion transmembrane transport; amino acid transport; nitrogen compound transport. Gene Ontology annotation, molecular function: gamma-aminobutyric acid:sodium:chloride symporter activity. The coding region runs from base 124 to 1965 and encodes 613 amino acids. The transcript is spliced from 15 exons. The record is from RefSeq and is a predicted model, not a curated record. NCBI's taxonomy places the organism in Eukaryota, Metazoa, Chordata, Actinopteri, Cyprinodontiformes, Poeciliidae.
AGGAAAUAGGUUGUAUUACUCUCAGUGGCCACUCCUUCAGAAACCAUGCUCUACGUGUCAUGAAGCAUCAGGUAUUUGAUCUUCUGAAGCGACAGGAAAGAACCUGUUCUGCUCAAGGUUAAAAUGGACCCAAAACAAACCUCCCAUGUGAAAACAAAACCAAACCCUGGGGAAAGACCUUUCAGCAUUGAGCCAAAAACUCAUGUGAGGGACCAAUGGGCCACAAAGAUGGAGUUCAUCCUGGCGGUGGCUGGACAUAUUGUGGGUCUUGGAAACGUUUGGAGAUUUCCCUACCUUUGCUACAAAAAUGGAGGAGGCGUUUUCUUCAUUCCUUAUGUUUUAUUUCUAUUCACCUGUGGCAUCCCACUCUUCUUCCUUGAGACAUCUUUGGGUCAAUUCACCAGCCAGGGUGGAAUAACAUGUUGGAGGAAUAUGUGUCCUCUUUUUGAAGGCCUGGGUUAUGGAAGCCAAGUUGUUGUUUUGUACACCGGGGUGUAUUACAUCGUCAUUCUGGCAUGGACUUUUCUCUACCUGUUUUCGUCCUUCAGAACUGAGCUUCCAUGGGUGAGCUGCAAUAACAGUUGGAAUACAGUCGCUUGUUUUGAACAUGGUCACAAUGACACAUCCUCUUUCCACUUGUACGCCAACACGACAUCUUCAGUCGUUCAGUUUUGGGAGAGGAGAAUAUUGGGGCUGUCCAAUGGAAUUGAUAACAUCGGAAGUGUUCGUUGGGAUCUGGCUCUUUGUCUGCUCCUUGCUUGGGUGUUGUGUUAUUUCUACAUCUGGAAUGGAGUUAAAUCCACAGGAAAGGUGGUGUAUUUCACAGCUACAUUUCCGUACGUGAUGCUGGCAGUGUUGCUUGUCCGUGGACUGACAUUACCAGGAGCAAAAGACGGCAUUCUUUUCUACCUCUACCCUGACCCGUCCCGCCUCGCUGACCCAGAGGUAUGGAUGGAUGCAGGCAGCCAAAUUUUCUACUCCUAUGGGGUUUGCACAGGUGUUCUGACAUCUUUGGGAAGUUACAACAAAUACAACAACAACUGUUACAGGGAUUGUAUUUACCUAUGCCUGCUGAACAGUUUAACCAGCUUUGUAGCCGGCUUUGCCAUUUUCUCUGUGCUCGGUUUUAUGGCAAAAGAGCAGAAUGUGGAAAUUUCCAUGGUGGCUGAAUCAGGCCCAGGCUUGGCAUUCAUUGCUUAUCCUCGUGCUGUAGCUUUAAUGCCUCUGCCUCAGCUUUGGGCAAUAUUUUUCCUUUUUAUGAUCAUCUUCUUGGGAUUAGAUAGUCAGUUUGUAUAUCAGGAGUCCUUGGUUACAACCAUCUCCGACAUGUAUCCAUCCUUCUUUCAAAAAACCCUUCUACGUAGAUUGCUUCUUCUCACAAUUUGUGCUGGAGGUUUCCUGGUUGGUCUUGUGAUGGUAACGGAGGGAGGCCUUUAUGUUUUCCAGCUGUUUGACUACUAUGCUUGCAGCGGGAUGACACUUCUAUUUUUUGCUCUUCUUCAGUCUAUCUGUAUUGGAUGGGUUUAUGGUGCAGAUCGUCACUAUGAUAAUGUGAAAGACAUGAUUGGUUAUCGUCCCUGGCCUUUCAUGAAAUACUGCUGGAGGUACAUCACACCAGCUAUCUGUACCUUCACGUUUCUGUUCUCUGUGAUCAAACAUAAACCUUUGAAAUUCAACAACACGUAUGAAUAUCCAUGGUGGGGAUACGCCUUUGGACUAUUCUUCACUCUCUCUUCAACAUUGCUUGUUCCGCUGUGGAUGGUGUAUGCUGUGAGCAUCACUCCAGGAACACUAAAACAGAGGCUAAAACAUCUCUGCACUCCAGCAAAGAAUGUACCAGCUGGCACAAUAAAGAAAGCAUCAAACCCUGAAGCAUUUCAGUCAUUCACAGACUUGUCCACACUGCGUCCAGCCAAUCAUCCACAGGAAACAGAAAACACAGUUCUGAGGUCAUCCGUAGUUUAAUCAACCAUGUCUGUCUGUUUGUCUGUCUAGUGAAAAUUAUAUAGAUUCUUGACAGAUUUAGAUUUAAAAGAGUAUCAGUUUUGAAUAAUAGUAAUUUAUCACUCUUUAUUUCUGUUUGAUUAAAAGGUGGCAUGUUAAAAAAUAUAUUUAUUUUUUUAAUAAUCAGUGGACAUUUUCUGGCAUUACUGUGCCUAUUCUAAAUCUAAAUCUGCCAAAUAUAAGAAUCAUUUGGGACUAGAUCUAUUUACAAAUCCGAAGAUGAAAUGUGACAUUAUGGUUUUUGCUGUAAUAAUAGCUAAGUUUAAGUUCCUUGUAAACAAAUGGAUCAAAGGUUAAAACUAAUCCUACCUUAUAGAAAGAUAGCAAACCCCUGGAGCUACAUAGUCUUUUUGAAAUACUCAUUAGUCAAUCACUUGAUUGGGUCUGAAAGUUGAAAUUGAGAAAAUAUUUCAAGGCAAGGGACAGCAAAAUAAAAAUAUCUUUUUUAUAAGAGUUAAUAGCAUGUGUAAAGAUUUACUGGAGCAUGCUUAAAUGAAAAUGUCAAAACUAUGUUAAAAAGAAUAAUUUAUUAAAGAAUAGCACCGUAUUCUGUUAGGAUACAGAGGUUUUAUUCAAGAAUUACUCUGACUCCCUGUAAGGUUGAUGUGUCAGGAAAGAAAAUAAAAAAUAUAUAUCAAUUGGAAGAAAAUAAAAUCAACUUAAAGUAUUCUUUUACAAUUUCAUUUCAAAUAUAUAUUAUGAAGCAAUGAAAUACUUUUCCAAGUCAUACUUAAAUAUAAAAGGACAAAUGUUCAACCCAGGUUAAAUAUCCUCCAGCACUUUACUAAACACCAUAAGCUUGCUGCAGCAAACCAGCUCUCCACUGACACUUGAAACUGUGAAAAAACUGGCCUGUAGUCUAUUCACAGCUUUAGUCACAGACAGAUUAGAGGGUAACGUGAAACAAAACUGUUCAGCCAACUUACACUGUCAUGUCAUGUUGCACCAGGUGCAGCUGGUGCAACAUGAAACCUUUUAAGGAAAUCCAGACUGAGAACCAGUUACUAAAACAACACGUUCAGUCCAGAUACUAAAUACUGUGGCUAUGAAAUUAUGCCACAGUAUUGACAUAAUUUCAAUACUGUGGUUACCUACGUACACAGCACACUAUCUUUAUCUGUAUUCAAUUUAUUCCACUACCAAUGUGGUAAAAAAACAACAACACAGUUAUUAAUCCAGAAGAAAAAGAAAUACAUUACAUGCAAAUAUAUAUGGAUUUUUUACAAAGUUAUUUGAUGAGUGUUUUGUGUGAGAUACUGAGGGGGAAAUUGAGCUAAAAGGACUAACGUAGUAUACCUUUUUGGGUGGUUACUCCUUUUUAAGUUGUUGUUCUUGGUCACCAUACCAUAAAAAGAUAAUUCUCUUAAGCAUAGUAGAGCUUUGCUUACGAAAUCAUAUAACUAUUUUGAAUAAAAUCUGAAACACAGAAAUCCAGAAAUGUGUCCGUUCAAAUGAAAUAAAGCAAAACUGCCCUAUUUAAUGCUUAAUAGUUCUUUAAUUACAAACUACUGCUCAGCUCAACUGGGUUGUUUCUUCUUUCCAUAAUUGAGCUACAUAAUGACUCAUUCCUCAUUUCAUUGUUUUCAGUUUGUUUUCAGAUUGCUUCUCUUUCAUUUUUGUAACUGCAAACCUUUGGUUUCAAGUCAACAUUUCAAAAACCCUUUUUUAUACCUUGCUUGUCUCAUUUUCUUAUCCUAUACUUCAAAAUGUCUAUGAGGGUAUCAUAUUUAAUUUCAUUUCAGAAUAUAUUAUGUUGGGUUUGAAUGGAGCAUUAAAAAACUUUUUUGGUUAAAGGUUAGACAUAAAUUAUAUUUUAAUAAAUCCAUCAUGCUAUAUAA